CCCCCGUCAGGAUCUCGCCUGCGCCAGGAGGACUACCCGCCGCGGAUCGCCGAGCACCCGUCGGACCUGAUCGUGUCGAAGGGCGAGCCGGCCACGCUGAACUGCAAGGCGGAGGGCCGGCCCAGCCCCACCAUCGAGUGGUACAAGGACGGCGAGCGCGUGGAGACGGACAAGGACGACACGCGCUCGCACCGCAUGCUGCUGCCCAGCGGCUCGCUCUUCUUCCUGCGUAUCGUCCACGGGCGGCGCUCCAAGCCCGACGAGGGCAGCUACGUGUGCGUGGCCCGCAACUACCUGGGCGAGGCCGUCAGCCACAACGCCUCUCUGGAGGUGGCCUGUAAGUACCUGGCUCUUUGCUGAUGCGCUGUACGUGCGUUCCACGCUGUCAGGGCCCACGUGCGCUUGCCUUGGGACGGUGGCCAUGUUUGCUUCCUGGUUGAGACCCAGUUGUUGUUGUGGUUUGCCUUGGUGGCUCUGAUCUCCUAGAUGUUCACUGAAGACUGUGGUGGGUUUGUGGACUGUGGCAACUUUCUUGUGCUUGAGGCUCGUGAUUGAUCCUGGAGUUUUAUAACAU
Leucoraja erinaceus (little skate) is the source of this 574-nucleotide messenger RNA. RefSeq lists its product as uncharacterized. The annotation marks the transcript as partial. Gene Ontology annotation, biological process: synapse organization; homophilic cell-cell adhesion. The record is from RefSeq and is a predicted model, not a curated record. The transcript has a single exon. Gene Ontology annotation, molecular function: axon guidance receptor activity. Gene Ontology annotation, cellular component: axon; plasma membrane; neuronal cell body. Lineage: Eukaryota; Metazoa; Chordata; Chondrichthyes; Rajiformes; Rajidae.